Messenger RNA from Paramecium tetraurelia, 1293 nucleotides. RefSeq lists its product as uncharacterized. The transcript has 3 exons. NCBI's taxonomy places the organism in Eukaryota, Ciliophora, Oligohymenophorea, Peniculida, Parameciidae. The record is from RefSeq and is a predicted model, not a curated record. Gene Ontology annotation, cellular component: membrane.
AUGGCUGGUCUUAGCUAGCUUCUCAUUGAACUCGUAAACAUUAUUUUUAAGUUUAGAAUAUCGAAUAUCUUUAUCUACAGUGCAUUGACUCCAAUUUGGUCAUCUGUUGCCAUCUAUUAUAACGUAACAGAUUAUGAUUUAAACUGGUUUCCUAACAUGUACUUCAUAUCAUUAUUUACAACCACUUUUGGUUUCAACCCAUUUAUUUUAAAAUACUUUGGUCAAUCACAAAUUUUUAGUUGUAUUCUCACAACCUCAGCACUUUGGUUAUUAUUGAUAUCGGGAAACGAUUUCUCAAUGGGAUUGCUCUGCUUUGCACUCUUAGGAUUGGGAGAAUCUCUUUAUUACUAGGUGCCACUACGUAAACAAGAAAAUAAAUUUAUUGUAGAUUUAUCGAAAAUAUGGUUCCCCCACGAAGAGCGAGCUCUUUCGACAUUUAUAGGGUCGUAUGCAAGUAAUAUAGGUAUGUUGCUAAGCACGAUCGUUUCAUUUUACUAUUUUUAUGAAGUGGUAGAUGAAAAUGAAUUUCAAACUAAGUAUUAAAAUUUAAUAUUUGCAACAGCAAUAUUUGCUUCAAUUGUUUUGGUGUGCAAUCUAAUUACUCUAAAAAAACCAAUUAAUCAGAAAGACUCUAUUUAAAUAAGGGAUUCUCUUUGGGUAUCAAUUAAAAAGAUUUGCACUGCUGAAGAAGCUAUCUUCGACCUCCUCUCUUUUUCAGUUUUCAUUGGAGUAGGUUGGAGUUACUCAGCUCUGUUUAAUAUCUAACAGUACAACAUUGGAUAUACAGCGUUAGAGUUAUUUGAAACCAAUCUUUGGUAUUAGAUUGGUGGAAUCUUAAUUGCAGCUUUAUAUACUUGGAAAUUGCACUCUUAAUCACAACACGGUCUGCAGCAAAGCUAUGACAAAUACAUGAAAUAAAUAGUCUCAAUAGGGUUUUGGGCACUUGCAAUAGAGAUUAUCAUUUUUGACUAUGUUCCUUUCUGGAUCCUUUAGAUUCUUAAUUUUUUAGUCGGUUGCGGUUUUGGUGGAUAUUAUUCAAUAUUACUUGAAUCACUUUAGGAGAAACAUUUUCCUGCAUAAGAAUUAGCCAUUGGAAGUGUACUUAGUGCAGCAUCAUGUGUAAGGCUUUUUAAUAUAAUCAAGACGGCUUCAAUAUUAGUGAUAAUGAUCUUAGGGUUGCCAGAAUUUUAGAGAUAUGGAUUUUAAAUCUCAUGUUACUUAUUAAUUAUGCCAUUUUGCUUUAUUAUAGUAUUUUAUAAAACACAGUUCAAAAGAUUUGAAUAAGAGGCUUGA